This is a messenger RNA of Miscanthus lutarioriparius, 969 nucleotides long. The record is from the annotation of a GenBank genome assembly. Lineage: Eukaryota; Viridiplantae; Streptophyta; Magnoliopsida; Poales; Poaceae.
AUGGCAAGCUCGGUGACCUGGGAUUAUGCAAUCCAAAACGCAGCAUGGCGGCGAGGCAGGGAGAGGGAUGAGUGUGCAUGCGUGCUGUGGGCAUCUAAGCUGAGAGGAGUGGCCCCCGAAGGUGUUGGGCCGAGCAGGGACACCGCUUGGGUGAUGUGCCAAUUGCCAGUGCCAAGCUCGGUGUCCAACCGGAGUUCUGCGGUGAUCAGAUUCGUGGAUAUGGCUGAUAACGAGAAAGAGGUCGGGGAGGGAACCACCCACCGAGGGGCGGACUGGGAAGUUGUGACUCUCACAGCAUCUGCGUAUGAAGCGGCGCCAGGGCCUGUCGGAACGGAAGUAAAGCCUGUUAAUGAAGAUCAAGAGCGUAGUUCAUCCAAUGAACUGCUCAGGUCUGACCACUUUGUGUUUCCGCCGAGUGAGCACGAGAACCUGCCAAUACAAACCAGUUUUGAUGAGAUACAGACUGAGAAGGAUGUGCAGAAACCUAGUACCAGUGUGGAGGAUUAUAGUAUCAAGAAUGAUGCUGGGUCUGAGAGAGUUCAGUUUGAUGAUGAAGGGAAACACCUCUCAGAUGAUGAUGUGGAGAUGAGAGAUGACACGCCUGGGUAUGGUUCAUCUCAUGCUGAAGAUGAUGCACAUGGUUUUGUUGCCCAUGAUGAUGGCAUUGAGUCUGGUGAAGAUUUUGAUGAAAAAUCAGGCCACCCUUCAGAGCCCGCAGACAGCAAGAGCUGUGAUACUGGUGCCUCAUGCAAAUGUUGGUUGAAGAAGCAUAUGACAUGCCUGUAUAACCAAGCAAAGGAAACAAAUGCUAUCUGGUCUGUGGUGGUUGCAGCCGCACUAGUUGGUAUUGUGAUUUUGGGACGUUGGCACAAAGAUAAAUUGCACCUUAACCAGCUUAAAUGGCGCUCUGGCUCAGCAGUGAGGUAUGUUAACCUCUUGUUUCCUACAAUUGUACACAUUAUUUCAUAG